CUGAUAAUCGAAGUACAUACUUUCAAAGAGCCCUCUAUGAAUGAAAACGACAGAAAAUUAAAUAUGGCUGAUGUUUUGUUUGUGUGUAUUGACAAUGUCGUGUUGCUUUGUUUAGUUAAUUUCCCGGUGUAAUAAUACGUAUUGCUCGUGGAAAAUUCGAAAAAAAUGAACGCCACGAGUCUAUACGUAUCGACGUGUCGGUUAGUUUUACAAGCAGACGCUGAUGAUCCAAAUUCAUGGACAGAUCUAUAUAGGCUAGUUCCUUAUUUGCGACAAAGCCUUAGUUGUACUGUGUGUUCAAAUUUAUUAAUUGAACCUCAUACGCCGACUGAAACUAAUUGUCAACAUCAUGUGUGUCGUGGGUGUAGAGGUGGACGUAAAAAACUUAAACCUUCGUGUGGUUGGUGCAAGGACUAUGACAAAUAUGUCGAAAAUGUCCAAUUACGAAUAUUGUUACAGUGUUAUAAAAAACUGUGUGAAUACUUGACAAACACAAACAUUUAUCGAAGUUUAAUACUUUCAGUGUCUUCCAAUAAAACAGGCAAUAGUGCAUCUACUAUUGGUGUUACCAGUCUUAUGGAACUUAUACAAGAAGGUUCUGGCUUCAAAGAUGAAUUUAAAAGUACUGCUGGUUUGUCAAAAUCUGCAUAUAGUAUUUUACCAUGUGUUUACACAAGUACAACAUCGACCCAGACCCAAGGAAACACUAUACAAAGUUCUGAAACAAUAUCACAAAGUAUAUCUGGUAUAGUAUAUUGCUUUUUUAGCAUUUUAUUCACAUAAAAUGUAAUAUGUAAAUAAGAAGUUACAUGACCGUUUAUAAUACUUGAAAACAUAGACAUAAUAAUAAAGGAAUGAAUCUUUCUUA
This is a messenger RNA of Megalopta genalis, 868 nucleotides long. The record is from RefSeq and is a predicted model, not a curated record. Lineage: Eukaryota; Metazoa; Arthropoda; Insecta; Hymenoptera; Halictidae.